This is a messenger RNA of Schistosoma bovis, 3738 nucleotides long. Lineage: Eukaryota; Metazoa; Platyhelminthes; Trematoda; Strigeidida; Schistosomatidae. The record is from the annotation of a GenBank genome assembly.
UAAUAUUGGUCCACAGUGGCAAGGUUAAACUAAUGAGUAGAUUAAUGCUAUCUAAAAAUUCAUAACUUGUUCAGUUCUAAAUUUAGAGACAGGAUUUGAAAGAAUUAGUAGAAUAUUUUUACACGUGUGUUCGUUUCAUCUUUGCAUUUUAAUCGACAAGGCAUCAUAUAUAGUACUCUAAUUAUAUUUUAGCUAUACUACUCACUCUGAAGAAGGUUGUCCUGUAGUGUCAGUCAUCCGCAGGUUUUCCAGCUUUCUGAUGUCUAGUGGUUUGAAACUCCGAAGUCGAUAAUGACUUUCUACUACUUUUACAGAAUAUUUUUAAAUCGUAUUUAAGGUGAAUCUGGAUAUUCGUAUGAAUAUUUCGACAUUAAGAUUCAAGAGAACUGUGAUGUGUCAUUCGAUCUAAUGGCAUUUCAAACAUGUAUUACUAUGUGAAUUUCUUUCUAAUGAUUGAUUUGGUUCUAGAAGUCUUAGUUUUCUGAAGUUUUCUCUUGAAAUCCAUUGUUUUUCUCCUUUCAUUGGGAACAAUGAAAUAUAGCAUUUCAAUUAUAGACAUUAUAUUAAUAGUUCGUUAAAGAAAUAACCGACUUUUCUGUAGAUAUACAUCUUCUACUCAUUCAUAUGAUAAAAUACCCUACUCAGUAAUAUCAUACAUCUUAAGCAAAGAAGCACAAUAUACUACAAUAGAUUAUUUUUGAGUUCUUGAAAUUUAUCUUCAAAAAAGUUUUUACUUCCAAAGUGUUCCAUUAUUUUAUUAUCAUGCAACACAUAAGGAAAAAUCCACUUGGUAUUGUUUUACUUGACUCUUCCCAUUGAUGUUUAGGACUGAAAUUGAUCAAUCUCUUAUUGGUAUAUGUGCAUUCUGUGCGUAGUGCAUUGAUAUUGCUUUAAUUUACAAGCAGCUGACGAGUCCGAAAUAGGACAAAACGCGCAUCCAUCUUUGUUCAUAAGGAAAAAUGUUUUUUUGUGUAUUAUAUGAAAAACAUGUUUUUCAGAGUAGAUACUGUGUACCGAUUUUCGUGUGUACAAUUUGCAUAGCUAUUUGAAUAAAAAUACGAUGGAAAGUAGAUAUGAUACUGGCAUUAAUCGACGAUGAUGAUGAAUGAAAUUAUAAAUAUUAUAUGUAGUAUAAAACUUACUUCUUCAAUAACUUCUGACAUUUCUAUUACGACUUAGUUUAGUGAUUUUAGCGAAAAAUCAAACUGAUAAGUUGUAAAUUGCCUGUCUCAUUAAACUCAUGGAGAAUACAACCAUAGUUUAGCUGUAGAGGAUAGACGUAUGUUUCUAGGACGGUAAGUCUAGUUAGCCGAUAAAGUUAUGAACCUGCAUUCAUUGUUGUAGUUAAUGCAUGUAUUUCACACACACAUGGCUACAAAUUUCUCUGAUAUUUACUGAUACUAUAAAAUAAGAAUAGGUUGGAAAUAUUUUAAGGGGUAAUAAUGUUAGAACAGGAAACCACUCAUCAAAAUUACUCCCUAUAAAUUUAACUAAGUGAAUGAACUCGCUAUUGGAGUUUUCGGGAUGAUAAAGGUAAGUAGUUAGGAGGGCUGGGUUAUGUAGCUCGAGACUGGUUAUCACAAAUUCCUAUAUUUCUCUAGGCCUUAACGAUUUGUUUAGUAGGUAUCUAGUUGCACUGUCCGUUUUACUUGAUCUUACGAAUUAAUUUUAUAUCUUCUGCUUUUGAUGGCAUUUUGAAGCAUUUGUGAUACAUAAUAUCACAGUUAUCUUAAAACAAAUAUUUUGUGCGUGAGUAUAAAAAAUAGGAAACAUACAUGUUUCACUCAACAAGUGAAGAUGUUAUUUUUAUGACAAAUUUACCAAAGACGAAUGUAUAAAAUAUAUGAAACCUGAUAAUCUUACAAGAUCGUAAAACUUUUAUUUAAUCAGUAUUGAAAAAUAGCUUUGUUGGAUGAUAAGAGACAAGUUAGUUCAUACUUUAUACCUAUUUCUACUCAACAGUAAGGUGUAACUCAAACUAAGAAUAAAUCUGUGCUUCACUCAUUGCUGAAAACAAAACUGUAUGACUGUUAAACGUAGAGCUUACUGAUUUUCCUUGACAUUUCUUAUACGCCUGGCCGGUAGAUGCUAAAAAACAUGAUAUGUACGUCCAGAAUAACUUUAUUUUGAUUAUAUUCUGUCACUCAUUAAUGAAUUUAUGAAAAGAUUUCUAGAAACGAUUAAAUGAAUUUAAACGAAAGAGAAUAUUACAGUAAUCGCUUGCAGGUUUGUUUUGAGCAAAAGCUAAUAUGACCGAAUUGAUGGUACCAUUUGAAUGUUACAGACUUGAUGGAUGGUUUACAGCAUAAAAUCAUUAAAUGAUGAUAUGAAAUUGCUUGUCCAGCUCAAUAAGCCAAAGUAUAAGAAAGUGAUUAUCUCAUGAAUUAGUUUAUUAUCGAGUAAUCAUUUUUCUGAAACAGAAAGAAAUGAAAUCCUUCUUAAUACUGAUCAUUAUAACGUAUUAUAAUCAAACCUAUUACUAAAGAUAUUUAUAGUGUAUGGUUUUAUUUAAUGUUGUUUUGAAAAGAAGGAGAUGGUUACCCAUAUGGAAAUUAUAAUGAAAAUCCACAUUCUAAUAGUAACAACAUUGGUGGUGAAGGUGGACGCAUGGAGAAUCAAUUCGCUGCAUCAAGCUUCAGUGAUAAAAAAAUUCGUCAUGCAUUUAUUCGUAAAGUAUAUUUUACUCUUAGUGUGCAAUUAUUAUUCACAUUUGGAAUCGUAUGUAUUUUUUGUCUUGUUAAACCUGUAACGAUUUGGGUACGUCGUAAUCCAUGGUUCUACUAUUUAGCCUAUGCAAUAUUUUUCGUAACGUAUUUGGUACUUGGCUGUAUUGUAAGUGUACGUAGAAGAUUCCCUGGAAAUUAUAUAUGCUUAACUGUGUUUACAUUGGCAUUAUCUUAUAUGGCUGGUUCAAUUGGUGCAUUCUACGGAGCUGAAGCAGCUUUAAUUUCUGUAGCACUGACAUUUGCUCUAUGCAUCUGCAUAACUCUGUUUGCAAUGCAAACACGUUUUGAUUUUACAAUGUGCUCUGGUUUUUUAUUUGUAUUUAGCUGUGUUGUCAUGCUUACUGGGAUUGCAAUCAUGAUUGUAUACUUUGUUUUGGGACCAAAUAAGAUUCUACAGGGCGUUUAUAGUGGUAUCCUAACCCUAUUAUUUGGUUUGUAUUUGGCUUACGAUACACAACUAAUAAUGGGUGGAAGAGAAUUUGAACUUGAACCAGAAGAGUAUAUAUUUGGUGCAAUGCAACUUUAUGUGGAUGUUGUAUUCAUGUUUAUGGCUAUAGCUGGUAUUGCACGUGCAGCUUCGUGAAUCAAUGACUAAACCAAUGAAUCAAUACAAAAGCGUAUAUCUGAUAACCUACACUUAUUAUUAUUAUUACCAAAGGAUAUAAUUUUCCUUGUUUAAAAUGACAGUGAUUAUUACGUAUACAGAAUAAAUAAAUAUAAUCAAUAAUUUGAUAAUAAUCGAGACGAAAAACGAACAAAAAACUAGAAACAGAUUAUCAUUAUUUUGUGAAUAUGUACAAAAUGUAAUCUAUUUUCUUAUUUGUUUUAACGUGUCAUUAUUUGUACUUUAAUUACUUGAACCAUGUAUGAAUUUCGAAAAACAAAUUUAUUGACCGAAAUCAACAAUAAACUUUAUGGAAUCUUCGUAACCCAAGUAUUUCUUAUUCAAUAUAAAUACGUAAAUCAUCAUUGAAAUAUCAAUAAUAAAUAAAAUUGGGUAUUGAAUUCUUUC